AGCUUCUGAUUGUAGCUAGGCCUGGCCACUCUAAUCCUUUUUCUGGCCAACUUCAACGGAGGAAGACACGUGCGUUUCCUAAACUUUCUUUUGGUACUAAUUUCUUACGGGAAUGAAAUCACAAACCCAGAAAAAGAAUGCCCCCAAGGCCAAAUCGAAGGCCCCCGAGCCGUCGAAGAAAGCCCAAGCUAAGGUGGCCCCUGUAGAAGUCGCCACUGCUUCUGCGGCUCCGCCGCCUUUGUCCUCGAAGAAGGUGGCCAAAGCUCCGGCCGUGGCUCUGAAGAACCUCGAGUUGGCCAUGAAGGAAUCGGCUAAGAAGGCCAGCGAAAUGGCAGAGCAGAAGUUUGCCGCAAAGCCGAAGAAAGCCCAGAAUGCUCCGCGCAAGAACGUGAACCCAGUGCCGGACCCAGUAGCUCCUGCUGUAGUCCAGAAAAAGAGAUCGGCGCCUCCUACACGUGGCAAGCCCACGGGUGCUGCCCCCAAAAGGGCUGCCCUAGUCCAAGAAACGCCCAAGGAACAAGCUCCCACGGCACCUAAAGCCGAAGCAAUUGAAGCAACGGCCACUAAAAGUGUCGACAAGAGCAUUGCUGCCCCGGUAAACCAGAAGCCCAAGCCGAAACGCGCCAAGAAUGUGCUGCGUGGCAAGAGGAUGUCCAAGAAGAAAAUCUGGCAGCGCUUUGUGAUUGACUGCGCAUGCGUGGCCGAGGACUUGAUUCUGGAUAUUGCCGACUUCGAAAAGUAUUUGCGCACCCACAUCAAGAUAAAGAACAAGGUCAACCAGCUGAAGGACCAGGUCACUUUCGAGCGGGUCAAGAACUCCUCGCUGGUCAUCCACUCCGCGGUGCACUUCUCCAAGCGCUACUUCAAGUACCUGGCCAAGCGGUACCUGAAGAAGCACAGCCUGCGCGAUUGGGUGCGAGUGGUGUCCACGGCCAAGGACACCUUCGCCAUGAGCUACUUCAAGAUCCAGGCCGAUGACGACGACGACGUCGAGGCCAACGAGGGUGAAACCUUCGUCUAGCGCAACGAUCACAUUUCGAACACAUAACCAUGUAUUACUCUUGAAAGAUGUUCAAGCUUCUUAAAUUUUUCAGUAUACUUCUGUUAAGUCACUUGAAUUUCAAUAGUUCUCCAUGCUUUUCAUACCACUUUCGCAAAUGUAUUUUAAACAUGUUGCACCAUGAAAUACCAAUAAAA
This is a messenger RNA of Drosophila erecta, 1197 nucleotides long. RefSeq names its product 60S ribosomal protein L22 (gene RpL22-like). Bases 113 to 1021 code for a protein of 302 amino acids. Gene Ontology annotation, cellular component: ribosome. Gene Ontology annotation, molecular function: structural constituent of ribosome; RNA binding. The transcript is spliced from 2 exons. The record is from RefSeq and is a predicted model, not a curated record. Gene Ontology annotation, biological process: cytoplasmic translation. NCBI's taxonomy places the organism in Eukaryota, Metazoa, Arthropoda, Insecta, Diptera, Drosophilidae.